GAAAAGGAAAGAGAAUAUAUUCAACUAGAAUUAGGUGAAAGUUUAUAUGAUGAUUUAUGCAAAAUGGUGGCUGAACAAUUUCAACUGAUGAAAGAAUUAACACCAGUAAGUUCGCACCACCACGAAUUACAUGAAGGAAAUUACAAAACUGCAAUUUAUUCUUUAGUUUAUAAAUGA
Molecule: messenger RNA, 177 nt
Organism: Entrophospora candida
Lineage: Eukaryota; Fungi; Glomeromycota; Glomeromycetes; Entrophosporales; Entrophosporaceae
Source: the annotation of a GenBank genome assembly